Molecule: messenger RNA, 336 nt
Organism: Triticum dicoccoides
Lineage: Eukaryota; Viridiplantae; Streptophyta; Magnoliopsida; Poales; Poaceae
Exons: 2
Coding region: 56-286 (76 amino acids)
Source: RefSeq, a predicted model, not a curated record
ACCAGUAGCAGACACCUCACCUGAUGAGUUUCCUUUUUAUCUUUCAUUCACAAGGAUGAAGACUGUCAACACGGUGUUCGUGGGUCUUACUCUUUUGGUGCUAUCCUCAGGCAUGUUGAUGCAGGCUUCAGCGGAGCUCUGCAGUGACUCGAUAGUUUCGCCAAGUUGUGAUGGCAAUGGCGUCUCAUGUAAGGAGCUAUGCAAAAGGUUCAUUUACAUCGGCAAGGUCACUGCAACAUGCGUUCCCCAGGGGUGUAAGUGCACGGUCUGCAUACCACAUGAUUAAGCACGCGUUCGUUUUCCUGUGGUUAGUGGUGAAAUAAGGUCUUGUUUUAG